Messenger RNA from Mya arenaria, 2640 nucleotides. Its product is annotated as receptor-type tyrosine-protein phosphatase alpha-like. The transcript is spliced from 18 exons. Gene Ontology annotation, molecular function: protein tyrosine phosphatase activity. The coding region runs from base 1 to 2121 and encodes 706 amino acids. The record is from RefSeq and is a predicted model, not a curated record. Lineage: Eukaryota; Metazoa; Mollusca; Bivalvia; Myida; Myidae. Gene Ontology annotation, biological process: protein dephosphorylation.
AUGGCAUGUGUUUCAUCUGUUGGACAAGUUGAAAGAGUGGUAUCAGGAAUUCAUCUUACUGUCGUAGGUCCGAUUAAAUACAACGAAAACCGGAACGUCAGUGUAAAUGAUUCCUUAUUCCUUCAUGAAGGCGGUGACCUCACUGUGAAUUGUGCUGCUAAUGGAUCAAGAUAUAAAGGUGAUGAGAAGAACGAGACCGAACGGUACGAAAAAAGCCCAUCUCAAAAUAAGGAUCAACAAAAUGCUUAUUCAGAAAUUGGAGCUAUCGAAUCAGCAUUUGUAUCGAAAGAUUCAACAAAGGCAAAGUGUUUGAACAACGACUUCGAGGAAAAAGAUGAAACUCAAGUUGACAAAGCCUAUUAUAGUUUUGAUAUGCACGAUUUGAUACCUCGAACUGCUAUCAAAAUUGAUCAUCUUUAUGAUAAAGUUCUUUCGACUUCAUAUUCAGAGGAAAUGGAAAUCCAAUUCAAGAAUUUCCCGAAAGGUUUAACUAACGACUACAAUGAGGCUCUAAGUAUUCAAAACAGACCCAAAAAUAGAUACAAAAACAUAUAUCCAUAUGACGCUACGAGAGUUAUUCUUCAGAAGGAUGAACAACACUCUACAAAUUACAUAAAUGCCAGCUUUAUUCACGGCUACAGUCUAGCAAAAGAAUUUGUUGCAGCGCAAGGCCCAACUGACGAGAUACUAGUUGACUUCUGGCGUAUGGUUUGGCAAUUACGAGUUGGCAAAAUUGUAAUGUUGACCAACCUGGAGGAGGAUAAAAAGAUGAAGUGUGUUCAGUAUUGGCCUGGUGAAGGAAGCAUAGAAUAUGACAGUUUUAAAAUAACACACCGAAGCGCAGAACUAUUUUCAGACUUCGUCAUACGAAAGCUAGCAUUGCAAAAAGAUGGAGAAGAAGAGAGAAUAGUUUAUCAUUUUCAAUUUACUGCCUGGCCCGAUAAAAGUGUACCAAAAUAUGCAUCAUCACUUGUCCACUUCCGCCAAAAGAUUGUCACCACCGCUGUAAAAGAUAAAGGCCCUAUUAUAGUGCAUUGCAGCGCCGGUGUGGGGCGGACGGGUACGUUCAUAGCCCUGAAUGUACUGACAGAGCAAACCUCCACGGUGGGAUAUGUGGAUCCAGUGGGCUGUGUAAAUUCACUGAGAAGGCAGAGGCUCGAUAUGGUGCAAACAUCGGAACAGUAUAUAUUCCUGCACAUGGCACUUCUGGAGACGUUGAUGUUAUCCACCUCGGAUUUACCUGCGUCAAAAUUCAUGAAAGCGUAUGAAGAACUUCUGGUUUUCGACAAGCACCGACGGAAACUUGAUGUCGAGUUCUCUAGGUUAGAGAAAAUGUCUCCCGUAGCUGAUGAAUGUCAAAACGUCAGUGCGAAAGAAAUGAGGAACAAGAAUAAGAAUCGUUAUUCAAACAUUCUCCCAGUCGCAGAUAAUAUGCCGUACUUGACUCCAUCUGGUAACAGAUCUGAUCCUGAUUACAUCAACGCUGUUUUUCUACCGAAUUACAAGAAAAAGAGAGCGUUCAUCGUCACCCAGACACCACUUGAAGCGACCAAGACUGACUUUUGGAGGUUGGUUGUUGAACAUGAUGUCCAUACGAUCGUCAUGAUAAACAAUAGAAGUGAGAUGAAGGAAGACGAGAUAUACUGGCCUGAGAACGAGGAAUCGAAAACAUAUGAAAACAUGACGAUUACAAAGACAGGGGAAGAAUCCGAGAGAGGAUUGAGGAUAAUAAGGCUGGACUUGAAUCGGUUUGGAAAGACACGGAAGCUUCAACAAAUACAAUUUGAAGGAUGGCCUGAUGAUUCAACAUUGCCAUCUUCCCCUAAAGGUUUUAUAAACCUCCUCGAUGCAGUGCAGUAUUGGCAACAUCAAUCAGGAAACAAUCCUGUUCUCGUGCAUUGCAUGAACGGAUCAGAAAGCGGUUUGUUCUGCGUAGUUUCAGCGGUGUUGGAAAGGAUGAAAAUAGAACAAGACGUCGCAAUUACCCAGGUUAUCAAAGAGAUGAGGAACUACAGGGAACAGGUUAUCCCCUCAGUGGACCAGUUCAAGUUUGUACAUGAGGUAGUCAAGGAGUACAUUCUGCAAAAUGAAACAUACUCCAAUUUUGCCGCUAGAUGCUAAAUGGCUAUCAAUCAAUGCGACACUUCAUAUGGCAUCCCCGAUCUUGUUUUUAAAUUUUGUUUAUAUGCUUUUUUGUCAUUCCUUUUGUUUCAUAAACUACGCAUUAUCCGUAUAUAUGCUUUUAAAUAUAGUGGAUCCCUUUAUGAUUAUGUCAAAUUUGCGUUCAAAAAUUAUCAGAAAAUAUAGUGAUGAAUUAAGCUGAAGCUGAAGGGUGUUCCUACGCCAUCUUCCAAUAAUGACGCGGGAAGUACAAGUGUUCAUACUAAGGACUUCUUUAAUUGUGUUUGAAGUAUUGAAGUGUUUCCCAAGUACCGUUACAUCUGUGAUGUUGCUGAAAUUAUUUCUUAGGGAGUAUGUACAAGGGGUAGUACAAAAAUACGUUAAGAUUUAUAACCUAAUAUCUAUACAAUUUAUUUCUUAUAUACAAAAAAAGAUCGCAUUAUCUGGAACAGUUUAGCAACGUUUCUUCAAAUGUUGAUUGUUACCGAAAUUAUUAUAAUUUUAAAACAAAUUACUCAA